Molecule: messenger RNA, 297 nt
Organism: Neoarthrinium moseri
Lineage: Eukaryota; Fungi; Ascomycota; Sordariomycetes; Amphisphaeriales; Apiosporaceae
Exons: 2
Coding region: 1-297 (98 amino acids)
Molecular function (GO): carbon-sulfur lyase activity
Source: RefSeq, a predicted model, not a curated record
AUGUGCGACUGCAGCAUAUGCGGGCGUUUGGGCUACUUGCUGAUAUACCCACUGCGCGAUGAGAUCGAGUGGAUUAGCGGAGAGCAUGACAUGGCAGAGUACAAAUUCGCGACAGAGAGGAAGGUUCACAAAUUCUGUAGCCGGUGUGGUAGCAGCAUCUGCAUGGACAUGACAGGGUCUUGGAACUCGUGGGCAGGAGAUGUCGUCGGCAUGAACGUCCGUAUGCUUGAUGAUUUCGAUAUUGAAGUGCUAAACCUCCAUAAGAAGAACGGCAAAGAUUUCGAGCCAGGUACAUAG